Myxocyprinus asiaticus (Chinese sucker) is the source of this 2895-nucleotide messenger RNA. RefSeq names its product zinc finger C2HC domain-containing protein 1A-like. The transcript has 7 exons. The record is from RefSeq and is a predicted model, not a curated record. Bases 1137 to 1934 code for a protein of 265 amino acids. Lineage: Eukaryota; Metazoa; Chordata; Actinopteri; Cypriniformes; Catostomidae.
AAUGCUUGAUUUUUUUUUUUGGUUUGUUUGUUUUUUUGUCAUUACCACUGAAUUUAUAUUUCACUAUGCUUCUAACAUAAUGACCUCAGUGUUUAAUAUCUGUGGUAAUUGGAAGAUCUAUCCUCUUUUGAAAUGCAUAAAUUAAAGCACUGAUUAUUGACACCGAGGCAAAAUUCACUAAUAUCACCAGCAAAAUCUUUCUAACGUAGCUUUUUUCAUGCUGAGAAUGCAGGCAACUCUAGCCUUUGCUUGUUGAGGUCAUUUUAAUUGUUGGUUUGGAAAAACAACUAGAUUUUUUAAAUGAGAACACUCAAAAGUUAUUUAACAUUUAACAUACUGUAAAUGUUAACCAAGAGCACCCAAAGAAACCCAUGUUAAAUCUAACUAUUACAGUGAUCUGAGCAGUGAAACCUGAGAAUGCUGUGACACAUGCAUGAAGUUUUAGUGAAACUUUAGGCCAUAAUGAAAAAGCAGCUACAACCACUUUCUGUACUACAUCUUUCAGUCCUGUUCAUCUUCAAAGAGAAGCUUUGCCAGUGGAAGUAAUCUUGAUUUUGUGUGCCUUUGUGUUAUUUUUUUAUUUGUAUGUUGAUGGUUAUUCUUACCUUACACUCUUGUCAAUGUAUCCUGACAUAUACAAUACACAUUUAUUGUGUAAAUGUGUAAAAUGUUUGUCGGAAUUUCCAGUUACUGAACCAAAUUUAACUAUUGCACCAUAAAGGUGCUGAAAGCAAUGUUAGCCGUUCUUCAUUAGACACAUCCCUUCUUUCCAAAACCCCGCCUUACAGAGACGCACCCACACAAAGUCUGCAAAGUCUGUCAGGUCCAACUUAAAAACCUGGUGAUUUUCACACAUUUUAACUUCAUGUCAUUUAGAGUGCAAAGCAACAAAUAUAUUUAAAAACUGGUGAACUUUAUUAAAAGAUAUUGAAUGUUUCUUAUUUCUUAUUCAUAAAUAUUUACCUUAUUUUUUCUGAGCAUCCAGAGACAUUAGUUCUUAUUUGAAUUCACCAAGAACAUCCUUAGACCUUAAUGCAAAGGUCCUCUUGUUACUUUCUGCAUUCUUUUCUCAAACUUAUAAAUCCACUCUUCCGUGACACUAUCUGCAUGGCGUUGAGCGGAGCAUUGACACCCUGAUGCAAGUUAUGUUGAAGCCUCUUGACACUAAACCUUGUAUAGGUUCAACACCUGAACCACCCAAGAAGCAGUCUAAUUGGCGGCGAAAGCAUGAAGAAUUUAUUGCCACCAUUCGAGCUGCCAAAGGCUUAGAUCAAGUUAUGAAAGAUGGAGGACCCCUUCCUCCACCCCCUCCUCCGUCCUAUGACCCAGAUUACAUCCAGUGCCCGUAUUGCCAGCGGCGCUUCAGUGAGAAUGCAGCAGAUCGUCAUAUAAAAUUCUGUAAAGAAAAAGCAUCCCGAAUUUCCAACAAGAGCAAGGUUCCUGGAAGUGAUAAAGUCAAGCCCCCUGCUAGGACUCAGUACAAACCUCCUCCACCAGUGAAGGUCAACUCUCCUGCUGUAUCCACUGUGUCCUCCUCUCGUCUACCUCAGCGCUCAACCUAUGGGCAGGGUGCUGGCACAGGGAUUCCCAGCAGUAAAACCUCAUCCACUGGCUCAGUGAGAAGCAUGUCGUCUGGAUACUCUCCUUUACGGAACACCUCCUCUGGCCUGACCAGCCCUCCUUCUGAAGUGAACAUGAAACCCAAAGGCUUUGUUUCUCAAAGCUCCCUAAAAAGUCCAUCCUCUGGAAUAGGGAUGAAUAAAAAGAAGGUCCAAAAUGCAGACAACUAUAAUUCAAGGAAUGAUGUGAAAAACGAGAAUGAAAUCAGUUACUCCACAACAGGCGCCAAGUUCUGCCAUGAAUGUGGGACCAAGUACCCAGUGGACUGGGCCAAGUUCUGCUGCGAGUGUGGGAUAAAAAGAAUGUGCAUUUAAAAAGACUGAUUCGCUGUUUGAUUAAUGCUGAGAAUUUCCAGCCCCAUAAUCCAUGAGCAUAAAUGUCACCUCUAUUUAAAUAUAUUUACACCCCCACCCCCCAUAUACAGUCUACCCCCAAGUGCAAUAUGAUUGGUUACUGCUACAAAAGAAGUAUUAUUUUACCAUAUCACCAUCAUAGGUAUGAUAAAUUGAUGUUAAAUUGACUUCAAUGAUUUUAAGUCAGUAGAUGGGCCUAUUAAAGGGGACCAUAUUGUAACAUGCAACCAUUCUAAUGGUUUAAUGGCAAUAGCUUAAUGUAGUAUUUCUAUGUGAGAGACUGAAGAAUUUAAGUGCUAUCAUUUAAUUUAAAAUACAAUUAUUUGUUUUGUUUGUUUUUUACAUUGAAAAGGUUUCUAGGGUUCUAGGUUAAGUAGGUUGAAAAACAGUUCUUACACUGAGCAAUCAAAUAUUUCACUUUGAGGUUUUUUUAUAUACAUUUUUGAUUGUUUAUUUGUUUUGUGUGUUUUUUAAUAGUAUUCAAAAUGUCAUGUAGAAAUUGUCGUACAUAUAGUAGACGUACAAUCCAUCACAUAUCUGUUCAAUCUGUCAAAAAUUUUCACACAUAAAUACAGCUUUUAAACUCAAAGGUAACUGAAUUGUAGUUUCUGAACCAUCCUACUACAACAUAUAUUAAGUAGCUUUAAAACUAUAUUCUGUUGCUGCAGAGCCUUUAAGCUUUAUCACUGCUGUCAAGGGUGAGAGAGGUUAUGCAUUUAGAGCAUCACUCUGCACCUUGCUGCGCUUGUACUACUGCAGUGCUGAUCUGUCCGCAUACAUUAUAGCUUAUGAAUACCCACAACCUGGAUUAUGACAGAAAAUGUGCAGUUUUAGGAUUGAAUGGUAAAAAUGUCUCCUGAAUUAAACUGAACCUACAUAAAUAAAGUGGGAAACAGAGCUCAGAUUGUGUCCUUACAUUUAA